Messenger RNA from Chanos chanos (milkfish), 483 nucleotides. It is a transcript of the gene fgf1b, whose product is annotated as fibroblast growth factor 1b. Gene Ontology annotation, molecular function: growth factor activity. The transcript is spliced from 3 exons. The record is from RefSeq and is a predicted model, not a curated record. Lineage: Eukaryota; Metazoa; Chordata; Actinopteri; Gonorynchiformes; Chanidae. Bases 1 to 483 code for a protein of 160 amino acids.
AUGCUUCGCAGGAAGGUCGAUGGUGAAAUUACCGUUUUUCCACUGAAGCCAAAGAUAUAUGAUCUGGACCGAGCAGAUCAUAAGGGUCCGAAGAGACUCUACUGUAAGAACGGAGGAUACCUUCUCCGCAUACUGCCCAACGGAGUUGUGAAUGGCAGCCGUCAGGAGACCGACAUUUACACUCUACUGAAAAUAAAAGCCGUCAGUCCCGGCGUGGUGGUAAUCCAAGGGGUUGAAACCGGACAUUUUCUAGCCAUGGAUAAAGGCGGACAUGUUUAUGCAACGUUAACCCUCAAGGAUGAGUGUUAUUUCGUGGAGAAGUUGGAGGAGAACAACUACAACACUUACAGGGCACAGUGGAACCAGGAGAAGAACUGGUAUUUGGGAAUAAAAAAGAAUGGAGAAAUGAAAAAUGGCUCAAAUACCCAUAAGGGCCAAAAUGCAAUCCUCUUCCUGCCUCUACCAGUAGAUGGCAGCAUUUAG